Messenger RNA from Suillus bovinus, 1373 nucleotides. Its product is annotated as mitochondrial carrier domain-containing protein. The record is from RefSeq and is a predicted model, not a curated record. Bases 284 to 1210 code for a protein of 308 amino acids. The transcript is spliced from 5 exons. NCBI's taxonomy places the organism in Eukaryota, Fungi, Basidiomycota, Agaricomycetes, Boletales, Suillaceae.
AGUACAAUGGUGUCAGGCCUGAGAGCGUUGGACGAGAUGCCAUUUUCGCGACCGUUUUGUUUGUCCAGUUCCACAAGUAAACAAAAGCGAUGAAAGGAAUCGGUAAAUGAGGUCAACACCGACAACACGUAGUACCACCGAAUUGAGAUACAAGAGCAUGCAACUAGACUCCACAAAUCCAGUUUUUCCCACUCUGGCAUGUGAUUGCUACUCGCUUUAAUGAUUUGAAAUCGCUUAAUAGUAGACCAACAUCCUAAAUUCGACCUUGGAAGUUACCACUGGCAUGACAAGCGUUCUACCACCCUUCGUACAGGCGGCAUCAGGCUCACUAGGAGCAGCGAGCGCCAAUGCGUUGACUUACCCUCUCGAUCUCAUUACCACUCGUAUACAGGCCACGGAUAAGGGUACAUCCAUACGCAAACAGAUUCAUACCUAUGGACUAUCGUCGUUAUACGACGGCAUUGGCGCAGACACCAGUGCUACCCUCCUUUCAAGCUUCCUGUAUUACUACGUAUAUUCCUUCCUGCGAGCAUUCGUCGUUCGCGGAAAUGGAAAAUCAAAGGCAGCCAUGUUAUCCCUCCCACAGGAGCUCGCAAUUGGCUACCUAUCAGGCAUCGCUAGCAGGUCCAUCACCACACCUCUCAAUCUCAUUACGGUGCGCUUGCAAACUGCUCGAGUAAGCGAUGAAGAUGCCUCUCAAGGAGGAACGUCGCGGUUCACGGCAAUUUGCAAACAAAUACUUCGGGAAGAGGGGUUACGGGGAUUCUGGAAAGGGUUCUCGUCUAAUUUUGUGCUUUCGCUCAAUCCCGCGGUCACGCUCUAUCUGUUCCAGCAGUACAGACGUGUCAUGCUGAAGGGGAAAGAACGUGCAUCUCCACCCCCAGGCCAUUCCUUCGUAGGGGGUGCGCUUGCAAAUUCCAUAGCCGUCAUUAUGUUAUACCCGCUGCUACUCGCAAAGACUGUUGUACAAGCUUCUCGUAGAUCUAAUUCAACCAAUGAUUCGUCACAGGGACCGUCAAUACGAUCAUCACUCCAAGGAAUAUAUACCGCUGGCGGAUUCUUCGCCUUAUACCGUGGUCUCGGGGCGCAGUUGUUCAAAGGCAUACUCAGGCAAGGAACGGCUAUGAUGGUGAAACAGAGGAUCGAGCAACUAGUCGUACAGGCCUAUCUCAGACAGAGAGCACUGCGUCGCAUCCAAUAUAAGGGCUAGAUAGGCGCACCCAAAAACUUUUGUUUAUUAUCUCAAGUGCACAAUAUGCUUUAAUGAAUGUAAGUAUUCCAAGAAGGGAGGGUGUAAGUAUGGUCCGAAAGUUCUCUGCUUAGAAAAGCUUAAAGAGACAUCCACUUGCUAAGCAGAGAGGGAAAGUAGGGGG